AUGGGACGUAUUCUCAUUGCUAAUUUAUUCCUACCUUCCACGGUAGGCUUCUCCUUCGAUACCGUGCCCAGAGAUGCAAUCGGUUCGCGCUUCCUUCAACGCGAAGAGUCAAAGGAUUGGAUUGAGGACGCUCCGUUGGAUGCUCCUUUAGAUGAAAAUGCCAUCCUCUCCGAAGACGAUGAAGAUGAAGAUGACCAAGGCGAUCUCAAUUCUAACGAUAACCGUCAUUAUCCCCCAUAUCGCUCAGAUUCCACUCCUUCCGCCUCUACCUCCUCCUCUGAUAAUGAUGAUGAUGAUGAUGACAAUCAAAGCGCUACCGUCCUUUCGGACCUUCCUGAAGAGGUCGAAUCUUCUUCCAGACCUUCUUCCCUUCAUGCUUCCACCGCUUCCAUGCCUGGUAUUCGCAGCCAGGCCGGUACUCCCUCCGUCCAUUCCGGAACUGGUAGCCCCAAACUAGAUGACCCUCUCAGUAACCUUCAAAAGCUACUAAAGAAAAGAGGUCGUCGCCAUCUCGCUUUCAACGAUGACGAAGGCCUUUCUUUACCUCCUUCUCGUCAUCAAUCCCCUCCACCCUCUAAUGUUUUAGCCUCCUACAAACGCCGUACCUCCAAUGACCGCGAUAUGCAAUCCUUUGCUCGUCGUGCCUCCCGUUCCCUUUCCUUCUCCACCGGCCAUGGCGGCGGUCUUCAUCCGGGUCGCCGUAUGACCUUUGAUGCUGAAGCUUGGAAAAAAAUCAGUUACCGUAUUCUUCCCAAUUCCUAUGGUAAUGCUAGCUUUUACAACGCUGUCCAUGCUGCCGACCGUACUGGGAAAUUCGACGAACAUUUCUUCAUUGGUACUUCCGGUGUCCCCACCGAUUCUCUACCCGACAUGGUUAAACAAAAAAUCUCCGAUGAUUAUUUAACCUCUCACAAAUCCAUCGUCGUUUACCCUUCCGAUACGGACUUUGUCGGCCAUUACAACCACUAUUGCAAAAACAUUCUUUGGCCCACCUUCCACUAUCAAAUCCCAGACAACCCUAAAUCCAAGGCCUACGAAGAUCAUUCUUGGGCCAAUUAUGUCAAGGUCAACCAAAAAUUCGCAGACUCAAUUCUUGCAAACUAUCGUGAGGGCGAUAUGGUUUGGAUCAAUGAUUAUCAUCUUCUCCUCGUUCCUCAAAUGGUUCGCGAAAAGAUACCUGCUGCAAACAUCGGUUUCUUCUUACAUAUCCCUUUUCCCUCCUCCGAGGUCAGCCGUUGUCUUGCUACCCGCCAAGAAAUUCUUCGCGGCAUGCUUGGUGCAAAUAUCCUCGGCUUCCAAAUCCCAGAGUUUGCCUAUCAUUUCCUUCAAACUUGUUCUCGUCUUAUCAACAUUGAUAUUCGUAAAGAUGGAACUGUUUCUUUGGAUGGUAGAAAGAUUGAAAUCGUUGCCCUUCCUAUUUCCAUCGAUCCCGCUGCUCUAGACAAACAACUUCAAAGUAACCAAGUCCAACACUGGAUCCGUGUUUUGCGUGAUCGCUUCAAGGGAAAACAUAUCAUCCUUUCCCACGAUAAACUCGACCCCAUUUGCGGUCUUCGUUCCAAGCUACUUUCUUUUGAAAUUUUCUUGCACAGAUACCCUCAAUAUAGAGAGAAUACCAUUCUUCUUCAAAUUGCUCCUGAAUCUCUUCAAGAUAAUCUCCACUUGCCCCUUAUUUCCGAUAUCGUAACCCGAAUUAAUUCUUCCUACUCAAAUAUCGCUUCUCGUCAUGUUCCUGUUAUCUUGUUAAGACAGAAAAUCAGUAUCCACCAAUUUUUGGCUCUCAUGACCAUUUCCGAUGCUCUCAUCGACAAUUCUCUUCGUGAAGGCAUUAGUUUGACGAGCCAUCAAUUCAUUUACGCUCAACGCGAACGUCACAGGCCUUUGAUCUUGAGUGAAUUUGUCGGUAGUUCCUCCAUUCUGGGUCACAAUGCCAUUGUCGUAAAUCCUUGGGACUACUCCAACACCGCCGAUGCCUUCUACAAGGCUUUGUCUAUGUCCCCGAGUGAAUGCGAGGAGAGAAGCAAAGUCAUGUGUAACCUCAUUCUUCGUCAUGAUGCUACUUCUUGGGCCAUUACUUUUGGUACUCUCAUCAAAGAAUCUUGGAAGGAACAGCAGGCAAAUGAUAAAAGCAAGCUUACUUUUAAUGCAGAUCUCAUUCUUAAACCAUAUCAUAAUGCUAAGAAGCGUCUUCUCUUCCUUUACUUCGAGGGUACUAUUACAUCCUGGGGUUCCCAAAAUCAAAGUGUAACUAGUGGUUUACAGAGAACAGUUAAUCUGUUGACGGAUUUAACCGCUGAUCCUAAGAAUACCGUGUAUAUUAUUAGUGCUCUUGGUCGACAAGAGUUGGAUCAACUUUUCCAGCGUGUUCCCAGAUUGGGUCUUGUUGCUGAAAAUGGUUGCUUUACACGUGCCCCUCCUACAGCGGAUGCCUUACCUCCAUCUGAGCAACAAAUUGCCGCCUUGUGGAAGAGUGAAAUCAAGGACGUUGAUCUCAGUUGGAUAAAGACAGUCACUGAGAUCUUUAGUUAUUAUGCCGAGCGUGCAGCGGGCAGUUAUGUGGAAGAAAAAGAUGCCAGUGUCGCUUUGCAUCUAAGAGAAGCCGAAGAUCCUGAAUUUGCUUCUUGGGCAGCCAAGGAAUGUUGUGAAUCUGUCAAUAAUUUUGAUAUCCCUUGCCGUGCCACGAUUCAGAAUGAUACAGUCAUUUGCCGUUCUAGCAAAGUUUCCAAGCGUCUUGCUGUAGAAGACAUUUACAAAUCAAAUGGUGCAGACUUUGAUUUCAUUUUCUCCGCUAGCAAUGAGACAGAUGAUGAUUCUGUGUUCCGUUGGAUUGCUGGAUUCAAACACAUGGGACCUAAACCUCCGUUUACGCAUACCGUAUACGUUGGUGAUCAUGAUUAUGGUACUUAUGCUGAUUCAGAAAGUUCAGGUGUUUUUGGGUUUUUGCAGGCAUUUGAAAAAGUCUUUUCGUGA
This is a messenger RNA of Schizosaccharomyces octosporus yFS286, 2970 nucleotides long. Its product is annotated as alpha,alpha-trehalose-phosphate synthase. Gene Ontology annotation, biological process: trehalose biosynthetic process. The record is from RefSeq and is a predicted model, not a curated record. Lineage: Eukaryota; Fungi; Ascomycota; Schizosaccharomycetes; Schizosaccharomycetales; Schizosaccharomycetaceae. The transcript has a single exon. Gene Ontology annotation, cellular component: alpha,alpha-trehalose-phosphate synthase complex (UDP-forming); cytosol. Gene Ontology annotation, molecular function: catalytic activity. Bases 1 to 2970 code for a protein of 989 amino acids.